Adineta ricciae is the source of this 1497-nucleotide messenger RNA. The record is from the annotation of a GenBank genome assembly. NCBI's taxonomy places the organism in Eukaryota, Metazoa, Rotifera, Eurotatoria, Adinetida, Adinetidae.
AUGGCUACGGAUGACAAAGAAACAGCUAGUAAACAGUAUAAAUCAACGACUACGAUAUGGAAAUGUGCUUAUCUCUAUUCUGUAGUCGAACACGAAAGACAAACACAACUAGUCACACGUCAUUCGCAACGCAUGGGAGACGAUCGGAAUCAAUUAGUGCCCUGUUCAACUGGCGAUAGUCCAUACAGUAACAAUAGCUUGUCGACAGUUCAACGACCUCUUCAAUCAACGAUUUUUUGUUACAAUUUUCAUACGGAUACUUUGGAACCGAUUUCUGCAUCUUCAACUGACUAUCAAACUCAUGCAUCACGUAUUCAACGAGUUGGUCUCCAUCAGUAUUUAUUUGAACAUACCAAUACUCUUCUCCUACUGGAAGCACGACAAUCACAUACGUUAAAUUUCAGUGUCCUUUGGCUCCGAACUGUUCUACAGCGUUCAGCAGUUAGUCUCAUAUGGCGACAAUCAAUUGUCAAUUGGUUAAUUGGAAUCCAGCGUAAGAAUCAUAUGAAAGAAGAAGUAGCUCAACAUUGUGUUCGGUUGCUCGAUGCUCGUGAUACAUUGCGCGGCCAUUACGAUCGAGAUUAUCAAUUGCGUGCCAUGGGUUAUUUUAUUCUUGUGGCUAAAUUUCAUAAUCGUAUUCAAGUCAAAUUGGAAGAAUAUUCUCGUUAUUCAGCAAAUGCAUUUGAUCCACGUGAUAUUGGUCAUAUCGUUCGACAUUUAUUUGCCGAACUGAAUUUCGAUUUUCAAUUAGCAUUACCGCAAGAAUUUGUUGAACUUUUCUUGGAAUUGAAUUCAACUGAAACAUGUAAAUUAAAUGAACCAAAGAUUCGAGCAUUGAGUAAUUUAUUUAUUCAUGUGGCAUGUAUUCAAUCAUGGUCGAGUUGUUUCAAUGCGUCACUUCUUGCCACAUCGGUACUCGUUCUUUCACUUAAAUUUAUGCGUCAAAUCCGUCCUGAGAUUCCACAUUUGAACUAUAUCUUAUGGACAUGUACUUAUCCAGUAGAAUUAGUCCUUGGUCUUGCGGGCUACAUCGCUAUGAUUGUUGCUGACAUGCCUGGUGAACCAACCGAUCGAGCCAACCAUUAUUUCUAUGCAACAAAACUCUAUAAUGACGAAUGUCAUCAUGAAAAUCAUUUCAAUCUCAAUCAUGUGAAGACAUUUUGUCGAGAAUUCGUUCAAGGCUCACUGGUUAAUCGACAGAUUGCAUUAGGUAUGCGAUCACUUGUUUCUCAACAACGACGUAUUAUUGAACAAUCAUAUUUUACACCACAUCCACAUGUUACUUUAACACAAACAACACCAUUAUUGAAUCCAAAUCCAAAUAAUGCAUUACGUGUGAACAAUGAUACACCUCGAAAACCGUUCAAUGAUCAACCGGAACAAAAACAACCGAUGAGAUUAACUGUCCGUGCUGUUCUUGCCGCGAAACGUUUCGGUAAACAAGUUAUGGAACGUCGUCAAAACCGACUAAGACAAGAUUUGAUAGGAGUGGCUUAA